Messenger RNA from Rotaria sp. Silwood2, 729 nucleotides. The record is from the annotation of a GenBank genome assembly. NCBI's taxonomy places the organism in Eukaryota, Metazoa, Rotifera, Eurotatoria, Philodinida, Philodinidae.
AUGCCACGCGGUAGUUUAACAAGUGUAAUCAAAAGUAAAACCAAAAUCAGUCUGCAGCAAAAAGUUAAUAUGGCCAGACAGAUUGCUAGUGCGAUGCGAAAGAUCCAUGACCACCACAUGAUUCAUCGAGAUAUUCGACCAGAUAAUAUUUUGGUUAAUCAACAAUAUACAUGCAAGAUUGGUGAUAUGGGGAUUGCACGCGUUGUUGACCCAUUGAAUCAGCAUACGCGUACCGGUUGUCAAUCUUUCUUGCCACCAGAAUUUUACAGCGGCACAUAUGAUCAAAAACUAGAUAUUUUCAUGUUUGGCCUAACUUUGAAUGAACUCUUUACUGAAAAGCAGCACAAUUUCCGAAUGUUUGCUAAAGAAAAGAUUGUGUUUCAAGAAGAGAGUCCAAUCUUUCAAGAUCUCAUCACUCGAUGUACAGCCAAUGACCCAAAACAUCGACCAGCAGCAAUUGAGAUUGAAAAGACUCUGGAAUUUUAUGCUGAGGGUUUCGAAUGCAUUGUUAUCAAGAACAAUCCUAACUAUGUUCGCUUAUCUAUUGAACAAAAGAAUCAAGUUUACAUCAAAUUUUAUGAAAAAUUCCACAAACCGGCAACAGAAUUCAUUCGAAAACAAUUUCCAGCAGAAUUUCUAGAAGGAUCAACAACUGUCGCUGGUGUAAGAGUUAAACAGGCUGGUGAUAAAGAUGAGGAUGGACCGCAAAUCAUUUGCCAUAUUCAAUAG